Daktulosphaira vitifoliae (grape phylloxera) is the source of this 2142-nucleotide messenger RNA. It is a transcript of the gene path, whose product is annotated as proton-coupled amino acid transporter-like protein pathetic. The transcript is spliced from 9 exons. Gene Ontology annotation, molecular function: amino acid transmembrane transporter activity. Gene Ontology annotation, biological process: amino acid transmembrane transport. NCBI's taxonomy places the organism in Eukaryota, Metazoa, Arthropoda, Insecta, Hemiptera, Phylloxeridae. The record is from RefSeq and is a predicted model, not a curated record. The coding region runs from base 462 to 1907 and encodes 481 amino acids. Gene Ontology annotation, cellular component: vacuolar membrane.
GUUUCUAUUUCCAUCGGUCGUCGCCGUCGCCUCUUUGGGUCUUGUAAUAAUCGCGUGUGGAGCGCGUGUUGUGUAGUACAACUAUAAUAUCAUUUCACAUUGGAACGCGUGCUGAUAGACUAGUCGCUAGGUUUUACUUAAUCGCCUCCGCAGAUACCGAGAGAUAGUAUUUUAACAAUAUUGUUAUUUUUUAUCCGUCGUAAUUACAGUUUUUUCACUCGUGUUUUGGCGGAGCGUAGUUCUAAAGUCAGCAAUUUUAAUUUCACUGUGAUACAUAGUUUGUGUUGACUGUUUAAAGAUAAUUUUUAUCACAAUAAAAAAAUUCCGAAAUAAGUUAUUAAAAAACGGAGAAAUCACUGGACUUGUUGAUGUCGUUCCGGUCUCAAAACAGUUAGCUCCCAAUUGAUACAUUGCUGUUACAUUUCCUGUACAAAAACUCCUUCGAAGUACCACUGGCCAAAAUGCCCAGCAAAAUGGGUUCCAAAACAGACCUUCCGGAGCUCGAGUCGUUCCUGUUGGACGACAAAUCCAAAAUGAGAGACACCGCGUCCAACAAGUUCAAAAAUGGCAAACAUCCAGAAAAAGGAGAAAUAGAAUACUUUGAUCCGUUCCUGGAAAGAAAUCUAGAACAUCCAACUACAGACUGUGAUACUCUUACUCACUUACUCAAGGCAUCCCUCGGCACAGGAAUUUUAGCUAUGCCUCAGGCUUUUAAAUGUUCAGGGUUACUUGUCGGUGUUUUCGCCACCAUUUUUGUUUCAUUAGUGUGCACAUUUUGUUCCUACACACUCGUUAAAUGUGCCCACAUACUGUACAGGCGAACUAAAGUAACGGCCAUGAGCUUUGCCGACGUCGCAGAAGUGGCGUUUGCUAACGGCCCAUCAUGGUCAAGGAAAUUGUCAUAUUUGUCCCGCCAAGUGAUCUUAAUCUUGCUCUUUGUCACCUAUUUUGGUACCUGCUGUGUAUACACUGUGAUAAUAGCCACAAACUUUCAACAAGUUAUUCUACAUUAUACAAAAGUUGAGGUUGAUAUUAGGUGGUAUAUACUAAUGUUAACCCUGCCACUUAUUUUACUGAGCUACGUGCCUAACCUUAAAUACUUGGCACCAUUUUCUACAUUGGCUAAUCUCUUGAUGGCCAGUGGUCUUGGUAUUACAUUUUAUUACUUGAUACAAAAUUUACCAGCCAUCAGUGAGCGACCCCAGUAUGGUACUCUGGACACUUUCCCCGCAUUUUUCAGCAUUACUGUAUUUGCCAUGGAAGCAAUAGGAGUGGUGAUGCCCUUAGAAAACAACAUGAAGACACCCAAACAUUUCUUAGGAGUAUUUGGUGUUUUGAACCUUGGUAUGGGCGGUGUUACUAUUGUUUAUAUUAUGCUAGGUUUUCUUGGCUAUCUCCAAUAUGGCGAAGGUACAAAGGACAGUAUAACUCUCAACUUGCCUACUGUAGAUAUAGCUGCUCAAUUGGCUAAGAUAUUUAUUAGUUUGGCUGUGUUUUUUACCUAUGGUUUACAAUUUUAUGUGUGCCUGGAAAUUGGAUGGAACCAAAUACAAGGAUGUUAUGAAAAAGCUAGUAUGUUCCAUAACUAUAUCUUAAGGACUAUACUGGUUUUGGCAUCUGUUGGUGUUGCUAUAGCUGUACCUUCCAUAAGUCCAUUUAUAGGACUUAUUGGUGCUUUCUGUUUUUCAUUGCUUGGUAUAAUAGCACCAGUUAUUAUCGAGUUGGCAACUUGUUGGGAUAAUGUUACGCUUUGGAUGAAAUUUAGAAAUUUUGUGUUGAUUAUUGUGGGGAUCAUGGCACUAAUAUUUGGAACAUCGAGCAGUGUAUCAGAUAUUUUAAAAUUAUAUUUAAGCACUAGUACUUCAGCAGGAGGGUUAACUAAUGGAACCUCAGUUGCUGCAGUUUGAUAGUGAUAAUGAAUCAUUGUCAGAGUUACAAUACUUAAUUGUAAAUGGCAAUUUGUAACAGUCAUUAUUAAAAUUUCAGUAUUCAGUUUAAUUUUAUAAAAUGUUUUUAAUACUAUUACUUUUUUUAAUGAGUAUGUGUGUAAAAUGUAAAAUCUAAAUACUGCACACAUACAAGAAUAAUUAUUAAUAUAAGUAUUAAAAAUUUGUUCUUUUUUAUGUAAGUUUAUGUUACAGA